AUGGAAAUUCCUAGAUCAAAACCACUUACUCUUAUAUCUAUGCAAAAUUAAUAAGAAGGUUGGCUCAAUUAAACAACUUCUUAAGAAAUAGAUUAUUUUGAAUAUGGAUAAUAAAAUGACAAUGAUUCAGAUGAAGGUCAUAAAAUAUAUAAUAGAUAACUAUCUUAUUUGGAAAAACAAUCACUUUUAUAGAAAACUAAUUUUUCAGACGUAAUCAAAUUAGUUUAUAUCCAAGGAAUUUAACUCCAAUAAUAUAGAAAUGAAAUUGCUACAUCGUUGUGGAGGCUUAUUAGCUAGACAAUGUAAUAUUUAAAUUGAGACAUAAUCUAAUUAAUGGAUUACUAAAAUUUUUAAAGAUGUGUAUUUGAUAGUAUAAGACAGAGAAUUUGAAUCCAAAUUUAAAUCUUAAAUACUUAACUCUUCCAUUGUUGAUUCAAUAAACAAAAGAAUCAAAUCCAAUUCUAUUUUAUUAGCUCAUGAUCCCACUGGUUCAAUUUUACUAAAGUUGGCUAGUCAUACUAGAACUAUAUAUUAUUUAGAAUCUGAUAAGACCUAUAUUGAUUUAAUAGAUAGAGGAAUUUAUAAGAUGAAUGUAAAUGUUUAAAAAGUCUUAAAGAUGGAUUUGUAAAAUAAAAUUGAUGUUGUAGUUGUUAAUCUAUAUUUUAUUGAUUCCAAAAAUAAUCUAAGAAAUAUAAUGCAUGAAUAUCUUUAAUAUGCUCAUGAUAUUAUUAUCAUUUUACAGCCAAAUAUUGAUAAUUCUCUUAUUUAUUCUUAAGCAGAAUAAGCAAUUUCGCUUUCAGAAUAAUCCAAAUAAACUUGUAGCAUAGAAUUAUAAAAUAUUCUUGAAAAUAAUAAUUGUAUUGCUAAAAUUCUUUAUUUUGGUGGUGUUACUGAAGUAUUUAAUAAAUUAGUUAUUUUAGAUUACUUUAAAUGAUGAACUAAACUUUGUUUAUUCUUGUCUAGAUUCAUCAGUCAAGAAGUUGUACAAUUAUAAAUUAAUGUUUAAAGAUCUCAGAAACCAAAUGGGAAUGACAAAAUUAAUUAAAUUACUCAAUGAUUUUCAGAUAAUCUAAGGAAUAGGGUAGUUUAUUGAGUUUUCCACUAAUAUUAAUGGAUAUUAGGAUAAAUAUAGAUUAAUUAAUAAUCAAACUCAAGAUUUCGAGAAUGAAAAUAAAAACCAAAAAGAUGAGUUAAUUGAAAAAUAGUCUUCGUCUUCUUCAACAGAAUCAGAACCAGAGGAGGAUCAAAAUUAAGAAAGACUUGAUUUUAGAAGUGAAACUUUAAAUUAAUCAACAAACUCCAUUUAAUAACAUCCUGUCUUACGUCAUGCCAAUUCUUAACCAUUUGCUAUAUGA
Messenger RNA from Paramecium primaurelia, 1355 nucleotides. Lineage: Eukaryota; Ciliophora; Oligohymenophorea; Peniculida; Parameciidae. The record is from the annotation of a GenBank genome assembly.